AUCGCGAUCCCCCUCUGACCUUAUUCAAACAUUCACAGUCGGUAUUGGUUCUAUUCAGAUCAAAUUGCAUAGGCUUUUAUUUAGCCUUCUCCAUACAGCCAAUCAUAUCACAACAUCAUCAAGAUUUCUACCAAAACACCACCGCGACGCCAUCUAAUUCCCGUCACGAUGGCAGAGGCAACUCCCACUGACACUCCUACUCUAUCCGCCAUUCCAUCUGCCAUCGCCUCAGCUACAGCCUCCGCUGCAGCAACUCCUCAGUCCUUGCCCCCCAUGGAUCCCGAAGAGCGCGCCAACUCCCUUCACGUGUCGCUAGCCGACCUCACUGCCAAGGCCAAUGCUCUUUACGCGCAAAAGAAGUUUGAAGAAGCUGCCGAGAUUUUCUCCCAGGCGACCGAGAUGCAAGCCGAGAUCAAUGGCGAGAUGGCCCCUGAAAACGCCGACGUUCUGUUCCUCUAUGGCCGAAGUCUUUUCAAGGUCGGCCAAAGCAAGAGCGAUGUUCUAGGUGGAAAGGCUGCUGGUGAAAGCAAGUCCGAUGGUGCUGCUGGAAAGAAGCCCAAGACAAAGAAACCACAAGCGGAACAGUCGACUGCGAACACGGCAGAGAAAACGGCGGAGAAAGUUACCGAAGGGGUAGCCAAUGCCGCGGCAAAGAGUGCGACAGAAGCCGAGAAAGUGCCCGAUGCGAAGAAACCGCUAUUCUCAUUCACAGGCGACGAGACCUUCGAGGACUCAGAUGAGGAAGAGGAGGCUGAGGGAGAGGAAGACGAAGACGAAGACGAAGACGAAGAUGAUCUUGCAGUGGCAUUCGAGGUAUUAGAUCUGGCACGUCUGCUUUUCGAGAAAUCCCUAGAGCGAGAAGACCAAGACUCGUCGGAGGGCAAAGGAAAGGAGAAAGCCGAAGGCGACAGUCCUGCCGUAAAGCACAUUAAAGAGCGACUCGCCGACACACACGAUCUCCUUGCGGAAAUCUCCCUUGAGAAUGAGAAGUAUCCUCUAGCAAUUAAUGACUGUCGCGCCUCUCUCAAAUACAAGGAAGAACUAUACGGCGAGGAGUCUGAGGUGAUCGCCGAGGCCCAUUUCAAAUUAUCGUUGGCUCUUGAAUUCGCGUCCGUCACUACGACUGAAGAAGAUACUGCCGGCGCGAAUGCGAAACCUGUUGACGAAGAGCUACGAAAUGAAGCUGCCACCGAACUGGAGAAAGCUAUCAAGAGCACGAAGCUUAAGCUCGACGCGAAAGAGGUUGAUCUCGCGAUGCUGCACGCCCCCGAAGAUAAUGAAGCAACAAGGAAGCAGAUCGCCGAGGUCAAGGACCUGAUCGCGGACAUGGAGCAGCGGCUUGUCGACCUCCGUAAACCGCCUAUGGACGUUAACUCCGUUCUCGCAUCCGACGAUACUAUGCUAGGUGUACUAGGCGCGGCCCUCGGCGAGUCGACCGAAAACAAGGAAGCAAGGAUCGAGGAGGCGAAGAAGAACGCUAAGGAUGUAUCCGGUUUAGUGCGCAAGAAGACGAAGGAGGAAUCGAAGCAAGAGACGAACGGCAACGGCAAACGCAAGGCUGACGAUGCCGCGCUAGGCGAUGAUGAGGUGAAGAAGGCCAAAGUUGAGGAGCCCGCGCAGUCUUAACUCAAACCACGCCAUAUCACCAAUAAUGGCUUUUGCAUAGGCAAUACGCAGCGGUUAGGUUUGUGAAUCAGGGUGUGCUCAUUAUCUAGGUGCUUUAAGUC
This is a messenger RNA of Annulohypoxylon truncatum, 1727 nucleotides long. RefSeq lists its product as uncharacterized. The coding region runs from base 169 to 1626 and encodes 485 amino acids. Gene Ontology annotation, molecular function: histone binding. Gene Ontology annotation, cellular component: nucleoplasm. Gene Ontology annotation, biological process: CENP-A containing chromatin assembly; DNA replication-dependent chromatin assembly. The transcript is spliced from 3 exons. NCBI's taxonomy places the organism in Eukaryota, Fungi, Ascomycota, Sordariomycetes, Xylariales, Hypoxylaceae. The record is from RefSeq and is a predicted model, not a curated record.